Molecule: messenger RNA, 1155 nt
Organism: Aphidius gifuensis
Lineage: Eukaryota; Metazoa; Arthropoda; Insecta; Hymenoptera; Braconidae
Exons: 3
Coding region: 169-1089 (306 amino acids)
Source: RefSeq, a predicted model, not a curated record
UAAAAAAUUCCAGUAAAUAUAUGUAUUUGAAGCAAUCACGUGGCAUUUAAAUUGCCAAUUGAAUUAACUUGUUAAGUGAUGAUUUAAAAUUGACAUAAAAGGAAGGAACAUAGAAGGAACAAGUCAUUUAACUAGUGAACAAUCUCACAUCAUAACUCCAAGAAAGAAAUGAUUAUAACUCUUUUACCUUUAUUUCUUGCGGCCAAAGUUGGACCAGAUGAAUUACUUGUUUGGAAACAUGGUGGUGAGGUAACAUAUGAAAUAAAUAAUCAUGCAACAAUAACAUAUCCAGAUGACUCAAAUGGACAUGAUAGAAUAUUUAAUUUAAAUGGUAAAAUGAGCUGCCAAAAAAUGCAUGAUACAACAAUGUUAUCAUGCUCACUUCAUGAUAUUAAAGUACAUACAACACUUGUUGAUGAUAUUAAAUCACAAAAAAUUAAAGCUGAUUAUGUACGUGAAGAUAUAUGGACUAAAAAAUUUCUUCAACAAGAUACAUUUAAUAUACAAUUUGAUAAAAAUGGUGUUAAUGAUGUGCUUAUUGGUAAUAAUGUUAAUCAAGCAAUUUGGGGUAUUAUUGGUGCAUUUACAAAUUUACUUGAUGUUGGAUUAAAUUUAAAUGAAAAAAUUGAAGGUGAUUAUAUUAAAAAAGCAAAUUUAACAAAUGGUUAUUGUAAAACAAAAUUUUUUAUAACACGUUCAAUUGAAAAUGAAAAUAAUGAUGAUGUAAAAUUAAAUAAUUUUAAUUUAUUUCUUAUUAAUAAACCAAAUGAAACACUUACAAGAAUUAUUGAAAUAGCAAGAAAAAUUGAAGAUGAUAAUUGUUCAUUUAAACGUUAUUCAGCAUUUUUACAUCGUGAAAUUAGAAAAUUAAAACCACAAGAUUUUCAUGUUGACAUUAUAUCAGCAGGUAAUUUUAUGACAAUAAGUGAUAAAAAUUUAACGUCAUUUUCAAAAACUCAUAUGAAAGUUACGAAUUUUAAAAAAAAUAUUAAAUACAUGAUUGAUGAAUCAAUGUCCAUGAGUUUAAAAAAUAUUAAAGCCAUUAAAUUAUGUGAAAAUAAUGAAAAAAUAUCAACUACUAAAAAUUAAUAAAAAUGAAAAAAUUUAUGUAGUCCUAAUUAUUAAUAAAUAAAUAAUAUUUUAAAAAUAAAAAAA